GCCCCGCCCUCCACUUGUUCACGUUAAGGUGUUUUCAUUUCCCCUGAGGCUUACGUGUGUCUGGUCUUGAGCGCUUGUCGUAACUUAACUGUGGCAAAACUUCCAGCAAGCAUGGCCAGUGGAACCGUAAUUGCCAUCCCCUCUAAUGCACAGAACGUAAUCCAAAUGGCCCCUGGAUUGCCCAGUGUUGUUCUUCAGGCAUCUGGAGCAACUCCAUAUCCACAGUAUGGAGCUCAGCAACUUGGAAUUUCCACCAGUGCUCCUCAACAAGUCUCCCAAAAGGGUCCUAUGCAGAGAUUCCUCAGUGCUGAGCCCAAAGUGCUUGGGGCCAUCCAGAUCAUGAUUGGGCUGAUCCACAUUGGCUUUGGAGCUGUCACAAUUUGUCUCACUUUGUUUCCCUCUUACUACCUUAUCUUGUCUGUAUUUGGAGGUUACCCCUUUUGGGGAGGGAUAUUUUUCAUUUCUUCUGGAUCACUUUGUGUUGCAGCUGCGAUCCGUCCAAACCGUUGUUUGGUACAAUCCAGUGUAGCAAUGAACAUCAUAAGUGCUAUAAUGGCAUUAACUGGUAUCACCCUGUAUCUCUCUGAGCUGAUCAUCAACAAUAAUUAUUUUAGAUAUUUCUAUCAAUAUAACACUGGAUAUUUAGUGAUUCCCCAAUAUAGUAUCGGUUAUGGCCUCUCCAGUCUGCUGCUCUUGUUCAGCGUCCUGGAAUUUUGCAUCACUGUUUCACUUGCACACUUUGGGUGCCAGGCAACCUGCUGUAGUGAUGACCAGCCAGCCAUGCUUUUUGUGCCUUACCAAGUCAACAGAGGUGCAGUAGUCACACCUGAACCAAAUCCUCCUCCCCCACCACCGACUUACAAUAACGUGGUUACCAAAUCUCAAUAAAACAAGAAGGAAACGUGAGAAUUGUUGGCAACAGAGGUUUCAGGAGAAGCAAUGCAUUUCAUAUUAUUUUAUUUUGUAUUCCAGCUUGCUUGUUUGUUUUUCAAUUACAGCAUUUAAACACUAAAUUAAAUGGUGGCAAGUUUUAAAAGUUCUUCUAUUAUGCUUAAUAAUUAUAACGCUUCCCAAGAAGCAAGAAUUUGUGCUGCGAAUCACCAGUGCAUUUAUUUAAUAUUUUAAUAAAAGAUAAUAAAAGA
Messenger RNA from Protobothrops mucrosquamatus (brown spotted pit viper), 1142 nucleotides. Its product is annotated as membrane-spanning 4-domains subfamily A member 8. The transcript is spliced from 7 exons. Bases 112 to 888 code for a protein of 258 amino acids. Gene Ontology annotation, biological process: cell surface receptor signaling pathway. The record is from RefSeq and is a predicted model, not a curated record. NCBI's taxonomy places the organism in Eukaryota, Metazoa, Chordata, Lepidosauria, Squamata, Viperidae. Gene Ontology annotation, cellular component: plasma membrane.